This is a messenger RNA of Hyaloscypha bicolor E, 4654 nucleotides long. Its product is annotated as ABC transporter. Bases 75 to 4478 code for a protein of 1467 amino acids. Gene Ontology annotation, cellular component: membrane. Gene Ontology annotation, molecular function: ABC-type transporter activity; ATP binding; ATP hydrolysis activity. Gene Ontology annotation, biological process: transmembrane transport. NCBI's taxonomy places the organism in Eukaryota, Fungi, Ascomycota, Leotiomycetes, Helotiales, Hyaloscyphaceae. The record is from RefSeq and is a predicted model, not a curated record. The transcript has 6 exons.
GCCACUACUGUCUUAUACUAAAUCAUUUUUAUCUAUGUUUGCUUCAAUGCUCCGCUACUAAGCUUUUACAAGCAAUGGACUUCUCAGGUUGCGUUGACGACGAUUCUUUCGGACCAGCAGUUCAUGGUUGUCGGGAUAACUUCGAUUUCACGAUCAAGUUCGAGAAUAUUUUCCUCUCUAUCAUCCCGGCUUCCUUAUUUAUCGUCAUUGCUCUAGGAAGGAUCAUUAUCCUUAGUCGUCGGCCGGAAGCCGUCAGCGGAUCCAUUUUGCGGGGCGUUAAAUUAGCAGCUACCAAUGCCUACGGUGCACUUCAACUGUCACUUCUUAUUUUCAGCACGGAUUCGACCAAGCCCCGAGCGCUAUUGGUAACAUCAACAGUAGUAUCAUUCUGUUCGUCCAUUUGUAUCAUAGGCCUCUCGUUUCUGGAGCAUUCCCGAUCAGCUCGACCAUCGAUCUUGUUGAACGCCUACUUACUCCUCACUGUCCUCUUUGAUGUCGCACAAACCAGAACGUUAUGGCUUGCCUCUACCAACUUCCAAGAGCUCAUAUUCUCGCGCUUGUUCACGGUUUCCGUUGCUGUGAAGGCGAUUCUCAUUAUUAUCGAGUCCCAGCACAAAUCAAGAUGGGUGCUGUGGGAUGUGAAAGGGCAUAGCCCCGAGGAGACGAGCGGUAUAUUCGGUUUAAGCGCCUUUACAUGGUUACUUCAGAUGUUUUUAGUAGGGUACACCAAAAUCUUGACUCUAGAUGACCUCUUCCCUUUGGACGGAAGCAUGGCCACAGAAGCCUUGCAACUGAGGCUUAUGGACAAUUUGAGGUCUUCCAAAUCAAAAGGACAGAAACGCGGGUUUGGUCUAGCCAAAGCUAUGGCAAAGACUCUCAAAAUUCCGCUUUUACUUCCGAUUGGACCUAGAGCAGCCCUCAUCGCUUUCAAGUUCUGCCAACCAUUUCUCAUCAACAUUCUCUUGAAUUACCUGGAAGAACCCUCAGAUCAUGCCUCGAAAAAUCGAGGCUAUGGCCUCAUCGGCGCCACAAUACUCAUAUAUACCGGUAUAGCCGUGUUCACCGCUCUCUACUGGUACCUACACGAGCGUACACUUUGCAUGUCUCGGGGAUCUCUUGCCGGAGCUGUAUAUAGAAAGACGACGGAGGCAAAAAUUACCACUAUCGGCGUCUCAGCGGCUAUCACCUUGAUGAGUGCCGAUGUUGAACGUAUUAGACUUGGUUUCUUGAACUUACAUGAAUUUUGGGCAAACUGCAUCGAGGUCGGUCUUGCGGGUUGGUUGCUUUACCGCCAACUCGGUGCAGCUGUUGCUGCCCCUCUCAUCAUUGUCCUCUGCUGUGUCAUCGGCGGUGCAUUUGGGAAUAAAUUUACUGGACGAAGACAAAGAGCAUGGAUGAACAAGAUCCAAAAGAGAGUCGGAUUGACAGCCAAUAUCAUAUCAAAUAUGAAGCAUCUCAAGAUUUCCGGUCUCGCCUUGCCGGUAGAGGAAUUGAUCCAAAAUAUGCGAGUCGAUGAACUCCAAGCAGCAUCCAGAUUCCGGACAGUAAAUGUUAUUGUCAUUGUUUUUGGCUAUGUUCCUCUGGCGCUUGCCCCCGUCAUAACCUUUGCGGUCACGUCCCGGACUCUCGAUGCAACUACGAUAUUUACAUCAAUCUCGUAUUUACUUUUGUUAACCGAUCCUCUAAGCUAUCUUUUCCAAAACAGUCCAAACCUCCUUGCCGCGUUCGCAUGUUUUGAGAGGAUUCAGACUUUUCUGGAGAAAGAUCCCAGGGUGGAUUUCCGCACGCCGAGACUGCAUAUCCCAGACCCCGAGCUUGAGAAAUAUGGAUCCAGCUCCGAAGUGAAAGAAAGCGACCCUGAGCCGUUGGUCACUAUCACCAAUGGCAAUUUUGGGUGGGAAACUAAUAAGACAACCCUCAAAAAUAUUAAUCUUGAGAUUCCAUCCUCUCGUCUCACGAUGGUAGUUGGACCUGUUGCAUCAGGGAAAUCUACCUUGUGUAAAGUUCUCUUGGGUGAGAUACCCGAAUAUCAAGCUCAAAUUACCAUGAACCAUAGCAUUGCAUCUCGCCGAGUAGGGUACUGCGAUCAAACUCCCUAUCUAUCAAACGCUUCAAUCCGGGCAAACAUUAUUGGGUUUUCUCCAUUCAACCAACAACGAUAUAAAGAUGUGAUCGAGGCAACUAUGCUAGAACCGGACCUAGCUCAGCGAGUUUCGAUAGCGAGAGCUUUAUAUCUCCACACCGACUUCUUCGUUUUCGAUGACAUUUUAAGCGGGAUUGAUGCAAUUACCGAAGAAAAAGUUUUCACUCGUAUCUUUGGUCUUCAUGGUCUUUUGAGGCGCCGGAAUGCGACAGUGGUGUUAUGUACAAACACUCUCAGGCGUUUACCGUUUGCUAAUCACAUUGUCGCCUUGGGAAUGGACGGGAGUAUUGUUGAACAGGGCUCAUUCCAAAAACUCCUCACUAACUGGAAGUAUGUGCAAGAUCUCGGAUUCGAGCCAACUGACGAUAUAAUACUGGAAGAGAGCCAUUCUCCUAUAGAGGCCGAAGAAAGUACAGGUACAGAACUUCGAAAGAUAGCUAUAGGACAACCUGUCACCCAGAGCCUCACCGAUGAGAAGAAGAGAAUGAAUGGAGACUCUGCUGUUUACAUGCAUUACAUGAAAAGCCUUGGAAAGAGAUCUAUCGCAGCUUUCCUCAUCUUUGGUGUUGGAUGGGGAUUUUCCUACAACUUUGGCAACAUCUGGCUGACAUAUUGGUCCAAGGACAUCGGUUCCGCCCAUCCACGGCGGACAAACUAUUUUUACAUCGGCAUAUACGCUUUGCUCCAACUCCUCUACCUCGCAUCACUUUUCUUUUCUUUCAUGGUCUGCUAUCGGACGAUGGUCAGGGUCUCUGGAUCAAAACUCCACAAGGCUGCAUUAAACACGGUGAUCAACGCACCCUUGAGGUUUUUCGCUACUACAGAUACUGGACUCGUCACAAACCUCUUCUCUCAAGACAUGACACUCAUUGACAAUGAGAUGCCGGUAGCGUUGACGAAUCUUGUUCUUGAUAGUUUCAAUGCUUUGGGAAUGGCUGCAGUGAUUGCGACAUCGUCUCCUUUCCUCGCUAUUACUUACCCCUUUCUAUUCGCGAUCCUCUAUUGGAUUCAGAAAUUCUACCUCCGCACAUCCCGGCAGGUACGACUUCUGGAUCUUGAAGCGAAAGGUCCCCUCUAUACCCACUUCCUCGAUACAAUCAGAGGAGUUACGACUUUCCGCGCCUUCGGAUGGGUCCAAGAUGGAAUUGACUUGAACAAUCGCCUUCUUGACACAUCUCAGAGACCCACGUAUCUCCUCGCCAUGGUUCAAAGGUGGCUAAGCUUUACUCUUCAGAUGCUUGUCGCCAUUCUAGCAGUUGUGGUAGUCACACUAGCUACCCAAGUUCGCUCCAGUACUGCUAUGACCGGUGCCAGCUUAGUUACGCUGAUGACAUUCGGCGAUGUCUUGAAGUAUAUUAUCAGGUGGUGGACUCAGCUUGAGACGUCUAUUGGUGCUGUCAGUCGGUUGAAGAGCUUUGGUGAAAAGGUUAGGUCGGAGAGUUUGGAUGGUGAAGAUGUAAAACCGCCGAGGGAGUGGCCUCUGAGAGGUGCUAUUGAGAUUAGUGGAGUCUCGGCUUCCUAUGGCGACCUCAAUGGACCUGCUCGUGACUUAACUAGUAAGGAUAAUAUUAGCGGGGAAGCUUCACAAACUCUAGCCCUUAAAGACCUCACCCUCUCCAUUCAGCCAGGAGAAAAGGUUGCGAUCUGUGGACGAAGCGGAAGUGGAAAAUCAUCAACAAUACUCCUCCUCCUCCGUCUCCUUGAACCCGUCCCCUCCUACUUCCACACUAUGACAAUUGACGACAUCCCCCUCCACAAACUCGAUCGACAAACCCUCCGCGAGCGUAUAAUUGCCGUCCCACAAGACGCCGUGUUCCUUCCAGACGGAUGCUCCGUAAUGGCUAACCUCGACCCCCUCAAUACCUCCAACGAAGCAGAGUGUCGUUCCGUUCUCGAGACGGUAGGUCUCUGGAAAUUCAUCGACGAACGAGGAGGCUUGAACGAAGAGUUUUCAGCGGAUACUCUGUCUCAAGGUCAGAAACAAUUAUUUAGUCUUGCGCGUGCUGUCCUCAAGCGUAGAAUUCGGGUGCGAGACUACGAGGUAGACUUUGGCGUUACGACUAGCGUUCAAGGGCGUGGUGGGAUCUUGCUGUUGGACGAAGUAAGUUCGAGUGUGGAUCAGGAUACGGAUCGGGCUAUGCAAACAGUUAUCAAGGAGGAGUUUGAGAGUUAUACUAUUAUUAUGGUUAGUCAUCGAUUAGAGAUAGUUAUGGAUUUUGAUACGGUGGUUGUGAUGGAGGAGGGGAGUGUCGUUGAGUCCGGGAACCCUAGGACUUUGGUUGAUACGAAUGGGAGUCGGUUUAAGGAGUUGUGGUUGGCUGGGAAUAACGCCUGAGGCCGGUGUUAGGACCAUUUUAAAUUAAUAUGGUAUACAAUAUCAUGCUUAAGACGGAUCUGAUUAAACAUUUUUGUAUCUAGGAACUGUUAAGUUGCUUUGUAUCGGAUUUGGUAGCAAGUUUCGAUUCUGGAUACCAUGCCAGUUGGCAUCAAUAAUAAACCCAUAGAGCGCGG